This is a messenger RNA of Cuscuta campestris, 1595 nucleotides long. Lineage: Eukaryota; Viridiplantae; Streptophyta; Magnoliopsida; Solanales; Convolvulaceae. The record is from the annotation of a GenBank genome assembly.
GCUAAAAAAAUCUAGGGUCCAGAAAGAUUAGAGGUCGUCUAUGUUGGGGAUUUAAAAUUAUGGAAUGGAAGCGUUUGAAUUGCUCAGAGUAUGAAGAGCGCCCGUGGAAAGCCCUGGAAUUCUACAGUGGUAUUGGCGGAAUGAGAUAUUCACUGAUUGAAGCUGCAGUGAAUGCUGUCGUAGUGGAAGCAUUCGACAUUAACGACGUCGCAAAUGAUGUUUAUGAGCACAAUUUCCGUCACAGACCCCAUCAGGGUAAUAUUCAGACUCUGAGUGCUGCUGAUCUUGAUGGCUACCGGGCAGAUGCAUGGCUUCUUUCUCCUCCUUGUCAACCAUACACCCGACAAGGCCUCCAGAAAGGUUCUAAGGAUGCUCGGGCUGCUUCUUUUCUCAAGAUUUUGGAACUUAUACCCGAUGUAGCAAUGCCUCCACUGUUUCUUUUUGUGGAGAAUGUAGUAGGAUUUGAGAAAUCAGAUACACAUGAUAAAAUGAUGGAAAUCUUGGAGAAACAUGAGUUUGUCACACAAGAAUUUAUAUUGAGCCCUUUGCAGUUUGGUAUUCCCUAUUCGAGGCCACGCUAUUACUGUUUGGCAAAAAGGAAACCUCUAACCUUCAGAAGUACAAAGCAUGAUAACCAGCUUCUCUGGAACCCUGGUGCUUUUCUCUGGCAAGAUGAAAAUAUAACUUUCAAUGAUGAUGACCAGUCACAGGAGUACUGGGAGGAGUUGCUUCAGCAUUGUCAGCCCAUAGAAAAUUUUCUUGAGUGGGAAAGCUCUGCAAAUGAAUGUAAAUCAAAGUUGUUCUGCUCUUUAGCUGCUAAUAAUUCUGAAAAUGCAGAUAGUGAUGAUGCAGAUAAUGGUCUCGACAGUGACUUUUCUAAUGAGUACGUUGUCCCAACAAACUUGGUCGACAGAUGGGGAGAUGCAAUGGAUAUUGUUUUUCCAUAUUCAAAACGUUGUUGCUGCUUUACCAAAAGUUAUUAUCGAUAUGUCAAGGGAACAGGUUCCCUUUUGGCAACUAAACAGGGAAAUAUAAAAAGCAAGGCAUCGUUGAAGGAUCUCUGCCUUAGAUACUUCACCCCGAGGGAGGUUGCAAACUUGCAUUCCUUUCCAGCAGAUUUCAAGUUUCCCCAACACGUGAGCCUCAGACAGCGGUAUGCCUUGUUUGGUAAUAGUUUAAGCGUGGGCGUUGUUGCUCCUUUGCUUCGAUAUUUAUUCAUGGAGGCCCCCACUCCCAUGACACACUAGACGAAGUCCAACGAUAAAAGUGCAAAAUGUUUUAGUCUUCCAAGUGUGCCCUUUUCACAAAUGCUUGAUAUAAAAGGUAUGAAAUCAACCUUGUAUCUGAUCUCCAUUACAUUAUAAUGUUAUCAAUUUGAAUGGGUGUCCUUGAUACAGAGCUCUGUACUGUUCUUGCACUCAAAUCUCAAUAGAAUAUGUAAUUUUUGAGGGUUCGUUGUAAUGGGGAGGGAGGAAUGGAGGACACAGCAAGUUCUUGCAUUGAAGCUGUAAGGGGCAGGUUUUUUCUAUAGAUAUGCUUUUUUCCCCUCGUUUUUAUGUUGUCUGCAUUGGCUUCAGAUCCUAGCUAUUAUUGUA